AUGCUUGAGAUAUUCGAACAAGACUCUGAGGAAAUGAGGACAAUAUGGGAGAAGGAAAAACAGGAAAUGAAUAUGGGAGAGUUUCUCAAGGCCCAACAAUUGCUUUUCAGACUAUCAAGAAACGGAAAGAAGAAUUAUUGGAAGGAGUUAUGGUCAGCGAUCUCAGAGUCUCGAAACAGGAAUGUCCACAAACUUGAUCUGUUAAUAUCAAUCAAACAAGUCACAGAGUAUAAGGACUUGAACUUUGGUCUGAUUUUCGAAGCUAUAUUUGGAAUUUCUCGGGAGGAAGUUCAAGCUUUGUUGGAAAUGGACGAACGUUGUGGUGGAAUAUUCCGAGUGGAGAGUAUUGUGGAAUACCAUGGAACGCUUUACGCUAGACAAAUACCACAAAGAUUUCUCCCACUAUUCAAGCAAUGGCUGGAAGGAGUUCGAAAAGUUCAAAAUCAGAUUGAUGAUAGGACAGAAUUAACCGCCUGUCGAGGACACGCUACACUAACAGCAUCGGCGUUGACUUCAAAAAUUGAUGAUAAACUUCUUCAAGCAGUCAAAAGACUUGGUCGGAGAUGCGAAGAAAGCUAUAUAGAAGAUAACUUUCAACCAGCCGAGAGUAAUCACAGCAAAAUAAUCGCAGAAGAUUGGAGGAAAAGAGCAAUUUUGUCCAAGUUUAGAGCGAUACAGGCCAAGGCAAAACAGGACAGUGCGGAUGUGGAGACACAUUCGAAGUAG
Molecule: messenger RNA, 726 nt
Organism: Botrytis deweyae
Lineage: Eukaryota; Fungi; Ascomycota; Leotiomycetes; Helotiales; Sclerotiniaceae
Exons: 1
Coding region: 1-726 (241 amino acids)
Source: RefSeq, a predicted model, not a curated record